AUGCGUCUCACCGACUCCAUCUACAGCGUCGUGCAUAAUAGAUAUAUACAAGAGCUCGCAUUCUAUGGCACGCUGUAUGCUGUUGUGCUGGGAACCUAUUCUCGUCUGAGUGCACCCGUGUACAAUCAAAAGUUCAAGAAGACGUCGAGCUACCACCUGCCUCUGCACAUCGUCACCGGCCUCACCGAAAUCACGAGAUACCAAAUACGAGCGGCCAAGCAUGACGGACACGUGCUGCCCAACGCCUUUGACGUGUGCCUCACGUUGGUCUGGGCCUGGUUUGGUCUCCUCUUGACGCGUUCAUUGCGCCGAGGAGACCCGUCGACGACACGCCCGACGUACCAGGCCGCAGCAAUCUACCGCCCGGUAGCCACCGUUCUGGCCUACGUGCUUCAGGAUGUGGCCAUAUACCGUGCAGGAGCAAAGCUCGUCAACAGCUUCAUCUAUGCGCGUGUCGGCGUAUUCAUCGUCCACCAGUCUGGCAUCAUGCGGAAGCACUCUUACGCGUCCGUCUACGCCCUGUGCAUUCCCAUCUCUGCUGUCGUCGCCAUCCACGAGGCCGGCGUGACGGGAGCCGUGGGCAUCUACGUCGCCCUGAUCCUCGGUGUUGCCGCGCUCAACCACUACGUCUCGCAACGCCUCAAGGGAAGCCUGAGCCGCCCCAAUGACAUGAUUACGAGCUGCUCGGUUUCGGAUCUCUCCCUUCUCAUGAUGCUCGUGCUUGGCUUCGCCGACCUGGACGUCAUGAAGGAUUUCCAGAGGCGUACGUCGUUGAUUGCCGACAUUAGCGACGACUAUGUGUCCAACAGCCAACCUCCGAGCAUCAGCUCCAACAACAGCAGCUUCCCAGGCAAGGCGCAGGUGCAGUGGGGAGAGCAAGCUCAGUCAUCACCGGCUCCAAAAGCUCCUCAAGCCCAAGUACAGGCAGUACAGGGGUAG
Messenger RNA from Hirsutella rhossiliensis, 939 nucleotides. RefSeq lists its product as uncharacterized. Bases 1 to 939 code for a protein of 312 amino acids. The record is from RefSeq and is a predicted model, not a curated record. Lineage: Eukaryota; Fungi; Ascomycota; Sordariomycetes; Hypocreales; Ophiocordycipitaceae. The transcript has 2 exons.